AACUGUGAUUCCGCGAAAGCUCGGAGCUACUGGGUGUGGCCCCGCCCCCUGGGAGCCCUGAAAAGCCCGGGCAGGGGGCGCGCAGGGAAGGCCUCCACCCGCGCCCAGCCCCCGGUCGACGCUUCCCAAAAAACACGGGGUCCCCCUCCCCCACGCGUGCACCCCAUGAUUACGCUGCGGCCGGCACUUCCGCACCGCGGGCCCUGCGGCCCGGCCCGGCCCGGGCGCGCGCUCGGCGCCCUGCGCCCCGCGCUCCUGCCACCCCGGAGGCGCUCGCGCUCGGGGAGGGCUGGGGGUUCCCGAGGCGCCCGCGGGCGGAGAGUGGGGGGAAGGAAGGAGGAUUUGCAACAAAUACCUCGGGGAGGAGGCGGCCGGGGCAGCGGCGGCGGCGGCGGCGGCGGCUGGAGGCGGAGGCAGCGGAGAAGGAGGAGGUGCCCAGGCACUCCCCCUCCCAUUGUCCCCAGGCCCGGCCCCGCGCCCGCACCGCGCCCCGCGCCCCCGGCCGCGCAGCCAGCCCUUACCUUGCAGCGCCUGGCUCUCCCCCGCUCGCUAAAGCUACUUAUCCCAGGAAAGCUCGCACGGGGCCCGGGAGCGAACCCACAGACAAAAAGUGAAACUUCGGCAGGGCUGGAGCGGCUGCUGGAAGAGGAAGAUGCAGAAGGUAAAAGGCCUGGGCAUUUAAAUAAAAUCAGAUAACUUCCUCAAGAGAUGAAGACUGGAUGUAAGCAGACCAGUGGGAAGGAAGAGGAAGAAUCAACAGAGCCUGGCCACUUGGAAACAGAAGCAGGAUGGGCAUGGGGAGGCAAAGGAGAGGAAGAGUAACCUAAAGCCAAAGGCUUCCUCUCUCAUUGUUUGCCUUCUCAAGUGGAGACACGCCUUCUGCAGCCACAGUGGUCCCCAAUUAACAUUUCUCCUUGCCACCAGUGCACGAGCCCCCAUGACUCAGCAAUCCCAGCCUCUGAUAAGAGUCCAUCGUCAUGACAAAGCAUCAACCAUUAAGCUUUCUUGCACACUAGUUCUGAGUCAGGCAAGUACAACUUCCUUCCCAAUGUAAAUCUCGAGAUCCAAUUAAGUGUCCAACUUUGAAUUCAUUCCAUGGGAAUUUUAUUGGUAAUCCAUUAGGUACAUAGUUAUACCUCGUAAACUGUGGAUGAUACGUAACACGUAAUCUACCAUAACACAAACAACUAACGUUUAUUUCCAGUUUUACAGUGGUUUCCACAUAUAUGUGUGCCAUAUUGUCUCUUAGAAUUCAUAUCAACGAUUGUUGAGUUGACUUUCAAAUGUGUUGUAGUUAAGAAAUACCAAGAGAGGCCUGCUGUGGUCAACACAGGGCAGAGUCCAGUCGUCAGCAUUGCUGCAUCAACAGAGAUGGGGACAGUCUGUUCAUUCAACCAGAGGUGAUCACUUAAUAUGUCCAUAUAUCAUCUCAACUGCCCAAGUUGAAACCAAAGUUUUCUUUCUCCAUAAAGUCUUCCUAGAUUUCCACCUCUCCAGCCAGAAAUAUCUCCCCUUUUCUGAACAUCCAUAGUACUUUUCUUAUAUCUCAUCUAUUAUAUUUUUAUUACAUUAAAAAAACUUUUUUUGAA
Molecule: messenger RNA, 1589 nt
Organism: Orcinus orca (killer whale)
Lineage: Eukaryota; Metazoa; Chordata; Mammalia; Artiodactyla; Delphinidae
Product: serine/arginine repetitive matrix protein 3-like
Exons: 3
Coding region: 166-696 (176 amino acids)
Source: RefSeq, a predicted model, not a curated record